Molecule: messenger RNA, 1782 nt
Organism: Quercus robur (English oak)
Lineage: Eukaryota; Viridiplantae; Streptophyta; Magnoliopsida; Fagales; Fagaceae
Product: branched-chain amino acid aminotransferase 2, chloroplastic
Exons: 11
Coding region: 189-1442 (417 amino acids)
Biological process (GO): branched-chain amino acid metabolic process
Cellular component (GO): chloroplast
Molecular function (GO): branched-chain-amino-acid:2-oxoglutarate transaminase activity
Source: RefSeq, a predicted model, not a curated record
AGUCAGCAUUUAACAACAGCAAACAAAAACUGCAAGCAGUAUCCCUUUGGAUUGAGAAUCCUAGCUCACAAUAAAAAAACGCUCUUACCUUUGCACCCUACUACAUUGCCCCCUUUUACACAGAGAGAGAGAGACACACACACACACACACGCAACAGAGCCGUUGGAUAGAGAGAGAAAGAAGAGAAAUGGAGAGAAGCGCCGCCUUGGGAGGGCUUCAGCCAAAUUACCUCCUAUGCCCCUCCCGCCGCUGCCCCUCCUCCCCUCCUCUCAAUUCCUUACCACUACCCUUCGCCGACAAUACACUUUCCUCUCUCAACUUCAAGCUCCAAAAGAGGCUUCCUCUUGCUUCUCGAAAUGUUCAAGCGGCUUCUUCUCUAUUCAAGCGUGAUGCCAUUUUAUCUGAUACUUACAGUGAAACGGCUGAAUUAGUUGACAUGGACUGGGACAACCUUGGAUUUGCGUUUCUCCCUACUGAUUAUAUGUAUAUCAUGAAAUGUGCUCGAGGGGGGGACUUCUCUAAAGGGGAAUUACAGCGUUUUGGGAACAUUGAAAUGAACCCUUCAGCUGGAGUCUUGAAUUAUGGGCAGGGAUUAUUUGAAGGUUUGAAGGCCUAUAGGACAAAAGAUGGUAAUAUUCUACUUUUUCGUCCGGAGGAAAAUGCAAUACGGAUGAGGCAGGGAGCAGAGCGGAUGUGCAUGCCAUCACCAACAGUUGAACAAUUCGUGGAAGCUGUAAAGGCCACUGUUUUAGCAAACAAACGUUGGGUUCCACCUCCAGGUAAAGGUUCCUUGUACAUCAGGCCAUUGCUAAUGGGGAGUGGAGCUGUUCUUGGCCUUGCACCUGCUCCAGAGUAUACCUUUCUGAUUUAUGUGUCACCUGUUGGCAACUAUUUUAAGGAAGGUGUGGCACCAAUCCAUCUGAUUGUUGAGCAUGAAUUGCAUCGUGCAACUCCUGGUGGUACUGGGGGUGUAAAGACCAUAGGGAACUAUGCUGCAGUUCUGAAGGCUCAAUCUGCUGCAAAAGCCAGAGGUUAUUCUGAUGUGCUAUACCUCGAUUGUGUCAACAAAAGAUAUCUAGAGGAGGUUUCAUCUUGCAACAUUUUUGUUGUGAAGGAUAAUGUUAUCUCCACUCCUGCAAUAAAAGGGACAAUUCUACCAGGCAUUACAAGAAAGAGUAUAAUUGAUGUUGCUCGUAGCCAAGGGUUUCAGGUAGAGGAACGCCCUGUAGCAGUAGAUGAAUUGCUUGAUGCUGAUGAAGUAUUUUGUACGGGAACAGCUGUGGUUGUUUCACCAGUGGGCAGCAUUACAUAUUUGGGCAAAAGGGUAUCAUAUAAAAAUGAAGGUAUAGGUGAAGUGUCGCAAAAACUCUACUCUGUGCUUACCAGACUACAGAUGGGACUCAUAGAAGACAAGAUGGAUUGGACUGUUGAGCUGAGAUAAAAUGUUCAUAACCCCAAGUAAGGGCAGCCUGCGAUGCAAAAUCAGAGCAAAGGACUGGCUUUGCUAUUAUUGGAGCUCGGCAGCUCUUUUAGCUUGCUAAAAAUAUUAUUUUGUGCAAGUUGAUCUCGUUUGCUAGGUUGUUAACAGGGGAAGAUGUGGUACUUUGUUGUUUUUUAUGUUUCUUAUUCUGUCAAGGGUAUUUUCAGUAUUUCUCUUUUGAUAGAAAAUUGUUGUGGGAGCCUUGUUGCAAAAACUUUGAACAUUGCUUCAGUGCAAACUGUCAUUUUGUUUAAGCAUUUUCUAUUAAUGUCAUCAUGUGUAAUGGGUUUAUGGUUAGGAA